AUGAGCGUGUGCUGCUCCAGCGGAUGCUGCUCUGUUGUGAAGAGCAAGACGGUGUGCUGCAGCCCCUGCCAGAAGACAGUCUGCUGUGAUCCGUGUCAGAAGACAGUCUGCUGUGAUCCGUGUCAGAAGACUGUCUGCUGUGAUCCGUGUCAGAAGACUGUCUGCGUUGAGAAGACAGUCUGCUGUGACCCAUGUCAGAAGCCUUGCUGUGACCCGUGCCAGACUUGCUGUGACCCAUGCCAAAAGCCGUGCUGUGACCCGUGCCAGCAGUCUGUCUGCUGUGACCCGUGUCAGAAGCCUUGCUCUGAUCCAUGCCAGACUUGCUGUGACCCAUGCCAAAAGCCGUGCUGUGACCCGUGCCAGACUUGCUGUGAUCCAUGCCAGAAGCCGUGCUCUGAUCCGUGCCAGACUUGCUGUGACCCAUGCCAAAAGCCUUGCUGUGACCCGUGCCAGAAGACUGUCUGCUGUGACCCAUGCCAGACUUGCUGUGACCCAUGCCAGAAGCCUUGCUGUGACCCGUGCCAGAAGACUGUCUGCUGUGACCCGUGCCAGACUUGCUGUGACCCAUGCCAGAAGCCUUGCUCUGAUCCAUGCCAGACCUGCUGUGACCCGUGCCAGAAGACUGUCUGCUGCGACCCAUGCCAGAAGCCUUGCUGUGACCCAUGCCAGACCUGCUGUGACCCGUGCCAGAAGACUGUCUGCUGUGACCCAUGCCAGAAGCCUUGCUGUGACCCAUGCCAGACUUGCUGUGACCCAUGUCAGAAGACUGUCUGCUGCGACCCGUGCCAGAAGCCGUGUUGUGACCCGUGCCAGACCUGCUGUGACCCGUGCCAGAAGACUGUCUGCUGUGAUCCGUGCCAGAAGCCAUGCUGUGACCCGUGUCAGACUUGCUGUGACCCAUGCCAGAAGCCGUGCUGUGACCCGUGCCAGACUUGCUGUGACCCAUGCCAGCAGUCCGUUUGCUGUGACCCGUGCCAGAAGACCUGCUGCAGCUGCUGUAGCCAGCGGUGCCUGCAGACCUGCUGCCACCCCUGCUGCUGCUCUGGCCGUCUGUCCUGCUGCUCCUACGUGGUGAAGAAGAAGCCCGUUGUGGUGUGCUGCAGCCCCGUGCAGUACUGCUCCCCGCUGAGGAAGUGCUGCGUGCCCAUCAAGCAGUGCUGCACCACCGUCAAGAAGUGCUGCUGA
Molecule: messenger RNA, 1185 nt
Organism: Tympanuchus pallidicinctus (lesser prairie-chicken)
Lineage: Eukaryota; Metazoa; Chordata; Aves; Galliformes; Phasianidae
Product: keratin-associated protein 5-4-like
Exons: 1
Coding region: 1-1185 (394 amino acids)
Source: RefSeq, a predicted model, not a curated record